CUUCUGUCUGUAACUGUCCGGGGGAAAAGCUGUAGAGCAGGGUCUGUGUUGCGGGGCAGAGUCUGGAGGGGCAGGAUCACGCCCGGCACCAGCCCCGCCCAGCUACCCGAGGGCACUAGGAUAAAGUCAAAGCUGCUUACACCGGAGCUUUACGUGCUGGUGGACUCAGUCUCAGACAUCAACAUCAUGCCUAUGACACUGGGUUACUGGGAUAUCCGUGGGCUGGCUCACGCUAUUCGGCUACUCCUGGAAUACACAGACUCAAGCUAUGAGGAGAAGAGAUACACCAUGGGCGACGCUCCUGACUAUGACAGAAGCCAGUGGCUGAGUGAGAAAUUCAAACUGGGCCUGGACUUUCCCAAUCUGCCCUACUUAAUUGAUGGCUCACACAAGAUCACCCAGAGCAAUGCCAUCCUGCGCUAUAUUGCCCGCAAGCACAACCUGUGUGGGGAGACAGAAGAGGAGAAGAUUCGUGUGGACAUUUUGGAGAACCAGGCUAUGGAUGUCUCCAAUCAGCUGGCUAGAGUCUGUUAUAGCCCAGACUUUGAGAAACUGAAGGUGGAAUACUUGGAGCAGCUCCCUGGAAUGAUGAAGCUCUUCUCACAGUUCCUAGGGAAGCAGACAUGGUUUGUUGGUGAAAAGAUUACUUUUGUAGAUUUCCUUGCUUACGAUAUCCUGGACCUGCACCUUAUAUUCGAACCCACAUGCCUGGAUGCCUUCCCAAACCUGAAGGACUUCGUGGCCCGCUUGGAGGGGCUGAAGAAGAUCUCUGCUUACAUGAAGACCAGCCGAUUCCUCCGAACACCCUUAUAUACAAGGGUGGCCACGUGGGGCAAUAAGUAGGGCCUUGACUGGGCAGGAAGUGGGAACCUGGGGUUCUGGGAGAAGUUGAACUUCCUGUAGCCCUGGAGCUGCCUUCUAUCCACCCCUUCCGACUCCAGAGUGUCACAGGUCCUCUUUUCUUUCACCCAGUCCCUGUCCCUUCAAGCCAGCUAAAGCCUAGGCUCCUAGUUGUCCUUUAGCAAAGUGACCUUCUAGCAUGACUGUGUCCCGCACCCACUUGACAGUCUUGCCUGUCACUUGCUGUGCUGUUGUGAAGAGUUGGGACUUUCUAUCAGAGCUCAGCCUGGGGCUCCCCAUGCUUACCUGGAGACUAGUGAUGCCUGAUGUAUGUGUGAGGUCCCUGCACAGCUCUGUUGGCUCCCUCCUGUAAAACCUGAACCACACUGGCUCUGGCUGCUGCACUGCCAGCUUUUACAGCUGUUCCUAGUGCGUGCCUAGCAACCCUGGCAGAAGCUUGAGUUCACAGGGAUUUUAGUUGGAUAGGCAGGGGUGCGGGACUUCCUGGCCUCACCUGAUAGUUUCAUAGGAGGCAGCUGCAGAAGGCUCUGGAGCUCAAAGGGAGCUGAGAUCUCCUUGCUGGUGGGAGUGAGUCCCCAGCAGUAAGCCAGCAUCCUCUCUGCCGGACGUGCUAUGGCUAUGUGUCUCCAGGAUCCUAUUUCUGAUGCCUUCAGAGAAUUGUCUUGGUCACCAGGGAUGGGGACCAUUUUGGUUAAUCCCUUCUCUUUGUGAGCUCCCGUGAAAUAAAUUUCUUCAUGCUUUCAUAAUUU
Molecule: messenger RNA, 1610 nt
Organism: Grammomys surdaster
Lineage: Eukaryota; Metazoa; Chordata; Mammalia; Rodentia; Muridae
Product: glutathione S-transferase Mu 1
Exons: 8
Coding region: 187-843 (218 amino acids)
Biological process (GO): glutathione metabolic process
Molecular function (GO): glutathione transferase activity
Source: RefSeq, a predicted model, not a curated record